AUGGAAUGCUUAGAAGAGGAGGCAGCCUGGAAUCUCUUCAGAAAUAGUGCAAGGAUGGAUGUCAUUGACGCCGACAAGAAUAUACGGAUCCAGGCUAGAGAUUUAGUCAAGGAAUGUGGCGGCUUGCCUGCAGCUCUCAUUGUGCUGGCACAAGCGAUGGCACCUAAAAAGACUUUGGAAGAGUGGAUACACGCCUUGACCAUCAUGAAGGACACACCACACCAACUUCCUGUGACAACUUGCGAGUUUGCGCCUCUUAUGGUGCAUUAUUCAAAAAAGGAUCUUGGAUUGGCAAAUAUAAUAUUAGGAAUAUGGAUAGGUGAAGGGAUUAUUGAUAAUGCCGAUAAUAUAUGGGAUUCUACCAGGAAGACACAAUUUCUGCUUGGCAUACUACAUGCAGCAUCUUUAACAGAAAGAGUUAAUGAUGACUACUGUUUAUCCCGGGCCCCAAUAUCCAACAACUACUUCACGAUCCAUCCCAUGACCCGAGCCAUGAUAUUGUGGGUGCAACGUGAGUGCGGGAAGAAGGAGAACAAAUGGUUGGUGCGGGAUAGGGAGCGGGUCGAAGAAGCAUCGGCAGUUGAGAAAUGGCGAGAUGCAGAGAGAAUUGCACUUGUGUGGAACCAAAUAAGAGACCUUCCAGAAGCACCUCAAUGUCCUAACUUGAUUUUUCUGAAUCUUGACGUUAACAAAUAUCUCAGGAAGUUUCCAAAUGGCUUCUUCUUGCACAUGCCUCACCUCAAAAUCCUUGAUUUGCAACAGACUUCUAUAGAGGAGCUACCGGUAAGCAUUGGUAAUCUGAUGCAACUACACUUUCUCCAGCUAUCCGGAACUAGGAUUACUUCUCUGCCAAAGGAGAUGGCAGCAUUAGUAAAUCUCAAAUAUUUGUCAUUGGAAUCCAUGAAAUAUUUGAGAACUAUUCCUGACCGACUAAUCUCCGGUCUUCGAGAAUUGCAGUGGCUUGACAUGGUGGACAGCUACAGUGGGUGGAGGGAAGGACAGACUUGGGAAGGAGGUGUUAGUUUCGAAGAGCUGGAAAGCUUGAAGAGAUUAAAAGUCAUUGGGAUCACAGUCAGCACGCUUGCUGCUCUUCAAAACCUCUGUGACUCUCCAAGACUGGCAGCAUUCACACAUUGGCUCCAUAUAGAAGGGUGUCAAGAUUUGAUGAUGUUCAACAUCCCAUCCAUGGAUUUUCAUGCGGAAACUAUGCUCAGACUAAUUCGUAUCCAGCUUCACGCAAUGAGUGAGCUAGAAGAGGUAGUAAUUGGUAAUCGUCAACCUAUUCUUCUACCUCUACAAGAGCUUCGACUUUCGAGUCUCCCAAAAGCAAAGCUGGUCUGGAGGGCUUGGUUCCCUAAUACUCUUGUUGCACUAAAAAUUGAGGAUUGUAGGGCAAUAGACAGAUUGAUCAAAUUGGAGGGAGAGGCAAAUGGUAGUGGGGAGACAAUUAUAACAAUCUUUCCUUAUCUCCAGAUAAUGGUGCUACGGCAGCUUCCAGAAUUGAAGAGUUUAAGUGAUGGGCAACGAAUAUUAAAUUUCCCAUCGUUGAAGACUAUCAAGGUGGAAGAUUGCCCCAAACUGACGAAGCUGACGUUGGUUGCUGAUGGGCUGAAAGAGAUCGAGUGUGAGAGAUUAUGGUGGGAGCAGCUCAAUUGGGGUGACGAACGAACCAAGUCCUUUGAACACCUCUACAAUCCCAUGAUAUAG
Messenger RNA from Zingiber officinale, 1707 nucleotides. RefSeq names its product disease resistance protein RPS2-like. Bases 1 to 1707 code for a protein of 568 amino acids. The transcript is spliced from 3 exons. NCBI's taxonomy places the organism in Eukaryota, Viridiplantae, Streptophyta, Magnoliopsida, Zingiberales, Zingiberaceae. The record is from RefSeq and is a predicted model, not a curated record. Gene Ontology annotation, molecular function: protein binding; ADP binding.